Messenger RNA from Hevea brasiliensis (rubber tree), 1971 nucleotides. RefSeq names its product NAD-capped RNA hydrolase DXO1. Gene Ontology annotation, cellular component: nucleus; cytosol. The record is from RefSeq and is a predicted model, not a curated record. NCBI's taxonomy places the organism in Eukaryota, Viridiplantae, Streptophyta, Magnoliopsida, Malpighiales, Euphorbiaceae. The coding region runs from base 258 to 1802 and encodes 514 amino acids. Gene Ontology annotation, biological process: nuclear-transcribed mRNA catabolic process; NAD-cap decapping. The transcript has 13 exons. Gene Ontology annotation, molecular function: mRNA 5'-diphosphatase activity.
GAUAAAAUUAUUACCCUGUCCCUUAACCUUGGGUUUGUGCCAUCUAUUAAAAAAACAAAAAUAAUGCCAAGCUAGAAUCAAUCUUGGUCUCGUUCUCAAAUGUAAAUUAAGCAAAUUUCAAGGGUUUCAAAUAAUUUUCCCUUCUACGAAAUUUGCUAUGAUAAAAAAGGCCAAAAUAGUUCAAAGUGAAUUUGAUCAGAAGAGAAUCCCCGAGCAAAGCACUCGAUAGACACAGAAGAAGAAGCACAAGGCCAGUAAUGGAUUUCGCAGAGCAAGAGGUUGAUUUAUUUGGGGAAGACUAUGAGGAGGAUCAAGAAGAUAGAGAGAACAAUGGUACCCAUAGAUCAUCUCCCUCUUCCUCUUCUGCAUCAUCGUCAUCUGGUUCAUCGUCAUCUUCGGCGGCUUCGUCUUCAUCCAACAGUAGUGAUGGUGGGGACAGCAGCAGUGCCAGUGGGAGCGCUAGCAGCGGAGGGGAAGAAGAGGAAGAGAACGGUGAAGAAGUAGAGAAUAACAAGUUUGAUAAUUUUGGGGAUUAUAAUGAAGAGCAAGAAGAUAGAGACCUUUUUGCCUCUGAUAAUGAUGAUUAUGUAAAAACCCCUGCCAUUAGCCCUUAUUCUAUUCCUGUGUUACCUGUCACACGCAAUAUCAACAACCAGGGAAGAGGGAAUUUUGGACGUGGCCGUUGGCAAAAUGACAGAGGAGCAGGCCUUCUUCCCCGACCUGGAUUUCCUCCACGGCAGGGCUAUGGCUAUGGUUCAAAAUUUUCAAAUGGUCAUCGUGAUGAACGACUUGUUUCUGAACUAAAGUUCUCAAAGAGUGAGGAAACAUUAUCAAGAAAAAUGGUUGCUUUUCAGGCGCCAUGUGAACUUGCUUGCUAUAGUCGUGUAGAAGGUGGAGAUGUCUACUUUGACGAUCGCAGCUUGAGGCUUUUUAGGCGUUAUAUUUCCGAUGAUGUUGGAGCUGAUCUAAAUGAGGGUUUUGAUACUUUCAUUGAGAAAAAAGAUUUGGGCUCUGAAGGAUUUGGUAACCUCCUUGGUUCCAUAAGGGCCAAAAAUAUUAUGCUUCAAAACAUGCAUUUUGUGACUUUCCGUAACAACCUGAAUAAGAUCUUGGCAACUGCUUAUAUUCGACAUGAGCCUUGGGAAAUGGGGGUACACAAAAGGAAUGGGGUUGUCUAUCUUGAUGUGCAUAAAUUACCUGAAAGGCCACAAAGUGAGUUAGAUCGUCGAAGAUGUUAUUGGGGAUAUUGUUUUGAGAGCCUGGCCACUGAAGAUCCAAGGAGGGCUGAUGGAGAAGGGAUACAUCAUGUUGAUGCCAAUGUUGAAUACUGUUCUGUGCUUAAAACCAAAUUAGGGGCUCAUCGUAUUCUCAUGGGUGCUGAAAUGGAUUGUUGUGAUUCAACUGAUGAUGGAAAGAGGUUUUACGUGGAGUUAAAGACAAGUCGUGAGCUGGAUUACCAUACUGAGGAAAGAUUUGAGAAAGAGAAACUGCUCAAGUUCUGGAUUCAAUCAUUUUUGGCUGGGGUUCCUUACAUUGUUAUUGGAUUUAGGGAUGAUGCUGGUCGCCUUGUCCGCACGGAGAGACUGACAACUAAGGACAUAACAAACAGAGUAAAAGCAAAGAAUUAUUGGCAGGGAGGUGUCUGCCUAGCAUUUGCUGAUGAGGUAUUAUGCUGGCUUUAUGGAACAGUCAAGGAAAAUGAAGAUUACAUUUUGCAGUUUGCUCCACCUUUCACGCGUUUAGAGCUUCUGCAAGCCCAAUCUUGCCCAGAUGCAAUUACUAACCAUGUUAUGCAAUUGUAAAGCAUUUUGGGAAAUGUUGCUUAAAUAAUUAGAACACAGAUUUAAAAAGGGGUUAAGUUUUUUUUCCAUUGAAUAUUAUAGUUUCUCUAACAUGGUCUGAAGCAGAUCACUGCUGUGUCAGUAUACCAUGAAUUGGUUUUCGCGGAAUGCCAUAGGUUCCUUUAUUUUU